This is a messenger RNA of Bicyclus anynana (squinting bush brown), 2471 nucleotides long. RefSeq lists its product as uncharacterized. The coding region runs from base 143 to 2224 and encodes 693 amino acids. NCBI's taxonomy places the organism in Eukaryota, Metazoa, Arthropoda, Insecta, Lepidoptera, Nymphalidae. The transcript has 3 exons. The record is from RefSeq and is a predicted model, not a curated record.
UGCCGCCAAUUAUCAUACGAGCAAGAGGACCUGCGCGGUCGACUAUCGAAGACAGUAUUAAACAAUAAAUAAAUAUAAACAUACAAAAAUAAAAAAAAAACAAAAGGAUAAUAUUCGGCCUUCGCCGAACGACAGCGGAGCCAUGGAUUGGUUAAAAUUGUUCACUCUUCUUGUAGCUGUUGUUUUCACAUCAGUACUCGCAGAUGGAUCCAAGAAAAAGAUUCGCAUACAUCUACCACAGAAGGUGAAGCAUAUACACCACCAUAAGAAGAUUUACAUAACGAACCACCCUGCAUCCUCGCAAUAUGCACCGGCAUACGUUUCGAGCGGCGAGGGCACAGUGGCGGUACCGUCGAACAUAUUGCCGGCUGUGGCAAAUAUUGUACCUAUAUAUGAUGAGACGCCAACUAGACUACAUAGCAACUCUCCUGCCGCUUCACAGCUGUUACCACUGUAUCACGCUCGAGGGUACUACGGACCUACACCGAACGAGAUUGAGGAAUCUGAUUAUGACUCGGCCGGUGAGCCAGUUGAGUACGGCCCCGCAGUGUAUUCAUCUGCGGCCCAUUCAAGCCGCCCACCGAGGAGAUUAAAAAUCGUUAAAUUAAAUGAACCACCUCAAAAAAAAGUUGUAAGAAAAGGUAAACCUAAAAGAGUCGUUGUACGUAAUAAACCUCAAAGCCACAGUUCCAUUGAAGGAGAACUGCCAGUUACAACGUUUCAUGAACAGUUCUACUCUGACGUCGACGGCUCCGGAACUGUUAGAAAAGUAAAAAAACCUCCACGCAUUGAAAAAAUUGUUGACGGAGAUACUGAACAUAUUCACACCUACAGUGAAGAACAUAUACAUAAACUAUUUUAUGAUCAAGGUGCGAAAGUUGCUGGAGUUGUUGGGGUCGACCCUAUUACCGGAAUGUCAGCGAUAUCACCACAGCAUAUAAUCCCUUUUAAAGGCAGGCCUACUUUGGUAGCUCUGCCGUCUCAUCCAUUCGCCGGUAUCGCAGCUGUCGGUGCAGUGGCGAACCCAAAUAACUAUGAAUAUGCCGCGUACAAUGCGCGUGACGUCACACAUGAUCAUAUAUUCCACGAUCACGGUGAAAUUCCUAUUGAUAUUGAUUUAAAUAAGGAGGCUUUAGCCAUACCCCCAAAAGUAUCAUACAACAGCCAAGGCCUAAGAAUCAGUGGCACGCAGAAAAAGUAUAAAAGUAAAAACUCACAAAAAGGUAAAAAAGUAACGAAACAACCAACUUCUGACUUUUCUUACUAUGAAAGUAUUUAUACACCCAAUAGGCCAAGAAAAAUUCCUAGACCAACCGUACCGACAUAUGAUACCACAGGCGAUGCUGUAGAUGACUAUCAACCUGUCCCUAACUUUGGGUACAAAGAAAUACAUAAAAAGCCUCGCACGUCCUCGUACUAUGGCAAGCAAAAUGAUUACCGCUCAGAAGAGGCCAGUGUCCCAACCCCUUUUGAAAUAUCCAAUACAGUAUUACACGAAUAUAAACCAAAAAGGUAUUCUGGCUCUGGAUCUUCACCUGAAAUUUUAACAAAAUUACGAGACCCAUUCGCAAAUUUCAAAGACACAUACACAAAUAAUUUUGAAUACGAUACCUACGCAUCUUCGUCAAACAACUACAGAUCUGAAGACAAAAAUGACUCAGGCUUUGAACAUCGUGCAAAAAAUGGAAAAAAGAAAUCAAUUUCAACUCAGAAUAUAAGCUUUGGGGGACAAGAUCAAAUAACGUGGAAUGUAGAUCACACGGCUGAUGCUGCUAAUAUAGAUGAUGAUAGCGUCCCAACCGCAUUGGAUAUGGAUCAAUUUGAUGAAGACCAAAAUGAUAAUACUCCCAAAGACUCAUCACAAGUAGAACAAUUCUUUUCUAUGUUAGCAGGAAGAGAUUUGAAUGCUGGCCAAAUAACAAUGCCAGACGCAUCCAACAAUAACUAUCAGUACGUCGAACCGCCAACAGUCCAAACACAGGUACAUGCUACAGCUACAACUACCCCAAAUUUAAACAUGGACAGUACAGAAACCAUUUUGACUGAAUCCCCAAAGACUAUCGACACUAGAAAGAGUCGUAGAAAUAAGGAAACUGAACCAAAAAAUAACGAACGUCAUACAAGAGAUAAUCGAAGUAAACCUCCGCAGAAUCCGAGUUCUAGUCGAUCUCAUGAACAAGAUACUAAUUCAGUAGGAAAACUUAAAUAUGGUGAUAAAAUUUGAUAUAUUUAUAAACUUUUAAAUUAGGGCUAGGAUAGUUGCUAUUGUAAAUAAAAAUGAACUAACCUUAGUUCAGCGUCAGUGAUAAACUCUCAUAUAGAUAAAAUAUGGUAAAUUAAUUUAUUAUUUAAAAAAACGAUUUCGAUUUUCAUGAAGUGUAAGUAAAUAGACCAUUACAAGAAGGAAUCGUGCAUUUUAUUCAAAUUCUUAGGCUUAGUAAGAAUUAAAAUAAAUUAAUAUUUUAAUAUAA